This is a messenger RNA of Drosophila melanogaster (fruit fly), 1622 nucleotides long. RefSeq names its product transport and golgi organization 2 (gene Tango2). The record is from RefSeq and is marked reviewed. The coding region runs from base 446 to 1468 and encodes 340 amino acids. Gene Ontology annotation, cellular component: Golgi apparatus; mitochondrion; cytoplasm. The transcript has 4 exons. NCBI's taxonomy places the organism in Eukaryota, Metazoa, Arthropoda, Insecta, Diptera, Drosophilidae.
CAAAACAAAACAAAAACAAAAUUAAAAGAGAAAUCAAAACAAGGCAACCCGGUCAUUGAAAUUUCAGAAAAUACUGCUUUGUUUGCGUUAACGGGAAUGCUUUUUGCCCCGUAGAUAUGUAUAUAUCACAUAGAGGCACGGCUCACAGAGAACACCCACCAAUCCAAACCAUUUACAUUUACCACUUAGAUUAGCUGGUCUCGCAAACAACGGAUAAGACUGUAUAUCAGCUGUACGUACGUACGGCUAUUUGGUGAUAAAACCGGCGCUAUAGUUCCACUGCCACAAAGUAACAAAGAGAAGACUGAGCCGAACAACCUGCCAUUUUGAUACCGACGCCCCACCGAGAUUAAAGCCCACUUUUCCGGAUCCCAUUCGCAGUUGUCCCACAACCUCAAGGCACUACAAAUCGCAACAAUAGCCAAAUAAGUAUAGGAUUCCGACGAUGUGCGUGAUAUUCUUUUGUGCGGACUCGAAUCCGCAACCGGGUGGCUACAAGCUCAUCCUGGCCUCCAAUCGGGACGAGUUCUUUGCCCGCGCCACCCUAUCGGCAGCCAAGUGGGCGAAUGCCGAUCAUGUUUACGGAGGGAUCGAUCUGGAGCCGGGACGCGAGGGCGGCACCUGGCUGGCGAUCGGCCACUCCGCUGGCUUCUUUAAGGUGGGCGCCCUGCUCAAUCUGACCGGCGAGCCCAAGCCACGCGAUGCAGUUGCGCACAAAAACAUUUUGCAACCGCAUAAUCACAACAGCAACAGCACCGGCAUUAACCUUUGCCCCAAGACCACCACCUCCAACAGCUACCGUCAUCCGAAUCCGAAUCCAAUUCAGAACCCGAAUACGAAUCCGAGUAGGGGGCAAUCGAAUAACGAACAUUUCUUACUAGGGCGCGGCAUGAUUGUGGCGGACUAUGUUACCCGGGCGGACGAGGAGCACAGCAUCCUGAACUACAACGAAAGGCUGCUCAAAGAUUGCACCAAGUAUUCUGCCUUCAACUUUGUGUCCAUCGAAAUUGGAUCUGCAUCCCAGCCCGCUCGCGUGAAGCUGCUGAGCAAUGUGCCGCCCACGCUGGAGGAUUUCCAGAACGGCGAGUGCUACGGAUUUGGCAACAGUCUGCCGCACUCUCCGUUCGAGAAGGUGCGUCAUGGCAAACAGGAGUUCGAGGCGAUCGUUAAGGCUCAUGGGGAAGCCAGCGUGGAGACUCUGUCCGCCCAGCUGAUGCAGUUGCUCCGCAACAAGCACAAAUUCUGGCCGGACGACGAGCUAAAGACACGUGCGCCCAACUGGGGCGAGGGAUUGAGUUCCCUAAACGUCCAUAUCGAAGAGCAUGCCUAUGGCAGCCGUACACACUCCGUUGUCCUGGUGGACAGCGAGAAUAAGAUGCACUUCAUUGAGGAGACAAUGACUGGAUUGGAUCCGCACGGCGAAUGGAACAAGACCCACAUUGAAAAGGAUUUUCAAAACGGCGUUUGACCACGGACAGGAUGACGCAACUUCUUGACGCAACUAUCUCGUUCGAAGACUUUCCUCUUUUGUAGAAUAACCUAAUUGGCUAAUAUUCUACCAAUCUGUAUUUUGACUCUGGCAUUUGCGAUAAUAAAUAGUCAUAUUUACUAUAUCUUUAAAG